Zingiber officinale is the source of this 4717-nucleotide messenger RNA. Its product is annotated as putative disease resistance protein RGA1. NCBI's taxonomy places the organism in Eukaryota, Viridiplantae, Streptophyta, Magnoliopsida, Zingiberales, Zingiberaceae. The transcript has a single exon. The coding region runs from base 143 to 4474 and encodes 1443 amino acids. The record is from RefSeq and is a predicted model, not a curated record. Gene Ontology annotation, biological process: defense response to other organism. Gene Ontology annotation, molecular function: ADP binding.
UCCCCGUCUUUACGGCGUUCCUCUCGUCCAUCGAUCUUCAUCUUCUUCUCCUCUUUUUCUACUCUCUCCUUCUUCACUUACUAGUUUACGUAGUUAGUCUCUUCAUCUGCCGGCAAAGUCUCAUCAUCGCCUCUUCGCUCAAAUGUCGACAGCGUUAGCGAUCGGCGGAUGGUUCGCCCAAGGCUUCAUUCAGACCCUCCUCGACAAGGCUAGCGAUAGCGCCGUCCAACGCCUUGCCGGGCUCCGCGGGCUCGACGGCGACCUGAGGCGACUCCGGGCGUCUCUUUUCAAGAUACACGCCCUUCUGGACAUGGCCGAGAGGAGGCGGUGCUACAGUAGCAACCUGGUCGAGUUGAUGAAGCAGCUCAAAGACGCCUCUUUUGACGCAGAGAACUUGCUCGACGAGUUUGAGUACCAAACUCUGAAGCACAAGAUCGAAGGCCAGGCGAGUGAUUUCUUUACUCUCGCCUUUAAUGCUGCAAAAAAUUUGUUCUCCGCCGACGGCGAUGAUUUUGGAAGCAGGUUGAGGGCGAUUCAGGAAAAACUCUGUGAGAUUGCUGCCGAUAUGAUAGAUAUCAUGCAACUGCUUUCGAUGGAUGAUGAAGGCAGACAAUCCACUGGGAAGUUGGUAAGGAGAGAAACAAGCUCCUUCUUGACCGAAGAGAUAGUAUUUGGCCGAGACAAUGAAAGAGAGAAGGUCAUUGCAUUGUUGUUGGGCUCAGCCGAAGGUUCUGAAUCUAGUAACCAUGUCUUCUCCGUGUUGCCUCUGGUCAGCAUCGGCGGCGUUGGGAAAACUACACUUGCACAGCUUGUCUACAACGACGAUAGGGUUGGAAACUAUUUUCAGCUCAAGAUUUGGAUUUGUGUAUCUGAUGAUUUCGAUGUGAAGAGACUGACCAAAGAGCUGAUAGAGUCCACUACGAAGGAGGAACAAUCUGGUCUGACAAACUUGGACACUCUUCAGUCAAGGCUUAAGGAGAAGAUUGAGUUGAAGAGGUUCUUGCUUGUCCUUGAUGAUGUGUGGAGCGAGAACAAGGAUGAGUGGGACAAAUUGUGUGCUCCUCUAAGCUUUGGAGCACACGGCAGCAAGAUCAUAGUGACUACUCGACAUACGAAGGUCGCUAGCAUAGUUGGCACGGUGAGCACAAUCUUUCUUCAUGGCUUAGAAGAUGAUGCUCUCUGGGAAUUGUUCAAAAAACAUGCAUUUGCUUCUCAAAUUGUUGUUGAGGAGCAUCCAGAGCUUGUGAUCAUUGGUAGGGAUAUUGCUGGCAAGCUGAAGGGCUCACCACUAGCAGCAAAAACACUUGGGAGUUUGUUGCGAUCAGAUUUGAAUGAACAACACUGGAGGACUAUAAUGGAGAGUGAAGUGUGGCAACUGCCCCAGCAGGAAAAUGAAAUUUUGCCAGUUCUACAAUUGAGCUAUCAUUAUCUUUCUGGACAUCUUAAGCAGUGCUUUGCUUUUUGUUCAGUAUUUCGAAAAGAUUACAUAUUUUGUGAACACACGUUGGUUAGUAUCUGGAUGGCAGAAGGAUUCAUUGCACCACAAGAAAAUAUGAGGAUGGAAGAUGUAGGAAGCAGUUGCUUCCAUGAGCUUGUUAGCAGGUCUUUCUUUCAAGAAACUCAACGGCGAGGGCGAUUUGUGAUGCACGAUCUCAUACAUGAUCUUGCCCAGUUCGUUUCUGUAGGUGAGUGUCAUAGGGUAGAUGGUGAUAAGUCUGAGGAGAUCCCUAAAACGAUCUGCCAUCUAUCAGCAACAUUAACUGCACAGAGGAAGUUGAUGGAGUUCUCUGGUUAUCACAAAUUGCGGACUCUCAUGAUCAACUAUCAGAACAAUCAGAACCAGUUUGUGCUGAGAAUUGAGACCCCUUUGGUGCCCGAUGACUUGUUUAGAAGACUAAAAGAUAUCCGUGUCCUGAGUUUGCAGAAAUGUGGCAUGAAAGAAUUGACUGAAACUAUUGGUGAAAUAAUUCAUCUCAGGUACCUCGAUAUAUCCUACAAUUCCGGCAUUGUGAAGUUGCCGGAAUCAUUAUGUGUCCUCUACAAUUUGCAAGUGUUGAGACUAUGUGGUUGUCAACUACAAGGUUUCCCACAAGGUAUGAGCAAUCUGAUCAACUUAAGGCAACUUCAUGCAGCAGAUGAGAUAGUUUCCAAAGUAAAAGAAGUGGGGAAGUUAAUUUCACUUCAGGAGUUGCCCAUAUUCAAAGUGCUAAAGUACGAUGAUGGCCACAAGCUUGCACAACUUUGUGACUUGAAACAGCUCCAUGGAGAACUUACAAUUUCAAAUCUUGAGAAUGUCAACAGUGAAGAAGAAGCUAGUCUGGCUAAACUGAAGAACAAAAAAUACCUGGAUGCAUUAAAGUUAGAAUGGAAAUCAGGCCAGGAGUCUAACUUGGAGAAAGAACAUGUUUCUGAGGAAGUACUUGAAGGUCUCCAACCACAUCACUCCCUAAGAAGUUUGACAAUAAGGAAGUUUAAUGGCGGCGUGUUACCUAGUUGGCUACAGGCGUCACCUGUUUUAAAAUUGGAAACUCUUAAACUAGAAAAUUGUAAAAGAUGCAGGGAUCUUUCAUGUACUGGUGAACUUCCACUUCUGAAGGUGCUUCACAUAAAGGGAAUGCCUCAAGUGAAACAAAUAAGUCCUAGUCUGUGUUGUCACACAAAGAGCAAGUUCUUCCAACAGCUACAUGAGCUGGUGCUAGAGGAUAUGCUGGCAUUGGAGGAACUACCUGAUCUUGGACAACUCCCUUAUCUCAAGAGUCUUCAGAUGAAGGGCAUGAAUGCACUGAGAUGCAUAGGAAAUGGUUUUCAUGGUGCUAAUGGAAGCAACUGGUUUCUGAGACUGGAAAAGCUACGGCUGCAAAACAUGCAAGCAAUGGAAGAACUCCCGUUUCUUGGACAUCUUCCAUGUCUCAAGGUUAUUGACGUAAGGCAAAUGCCUGCUUUGAAGCAUAUAUAUCAUGCACAUUAUGAUUCUAUCGAGAGGAAUUGGUUUUCCACACUAGAAGUUAUGGUGCUGGAGAACAUGCUGUCGUUGGAGGAGCUCCCAUGUCUUGGACGACUUCCGCAUGUUAAGUAUCUUCGACUAGAUGUAAAGAAGAUAGCUCAUGGAUUCUUUAGAGUGCCUUCAGAAAAUAAUUGGUUACCUAAGCUAGAAAAGUUAGAGCUCAAGGGCAUACCAGGAUAUCAGGAACUCCCUUCCCUUGAACAACUUCCGCACCUCACAGUUCUUCACCUUGAUGGGAUGACAUCAGUGAAAGCUAUUCGCCAAGGCUGCACUUUCACUGCUGAGCAGAUCAAGUGUUUUUCAAGGUUGGAAGAGCUUGUCUUCAGAGACAUGCCAGCAUGGGAGGAGUGGUCUUGGGCUGAGGGUGGAGAACAUUUUUCAUGCUUGCGUAGGCUCAAAAUUGCACAAUGCCCCAAGCUGAAGCAGUUGCCUUCACUCCCUGCCUGCCUCUUAGAACUUGAACUGAUACAUGUUGGAUUGACAGAGCUUCCAGGACUAUGGAAAGGAACUAAUGGAAAUAGCAGCAGUAAAAUUUCAUCUGUUACAAGGUUGCAUAUAUCAGAAUGUCCAAGUUUGAGAAAUCUAGAAGAAGGAUUGCUAUCCAAUCACCUACCACACAUCAAUUCAAUUCUGAUACUGGAUUGUGUUGAACUCAUGUUUCUACCAGUUAAGAAGUUUGCAGAACUCACAUCCCUCGAGAUGUUUUCAGUAAGGCACUGCCCCAAGCUCAUGAUGACACAAAGUCAGGACAUUGAUCUCCAGCUUCCAACCUCUAUCAAGAUAUUAGGAUUGUGCAAUUGCGCAUCAUUUGGAAAAUCUCUACCUGGAUGCUUGUACAGCCUCAGUUUGCUAACUCGAUUGAGUAUAAGUAACUGUCCACACAUGGAAACUCUUCCAGGGGAAGCUAUGCUUCAUUUGAAACAACUCUGGGACGUGAGUAUCAAAAGUUGUGUUGAAUUGAGGUCAAUAGGCGGAAUAACAUUUCUCAGCACUCUCACGAGGUUCGAACUUGCAGAUUGUCCCAAGCUUCUGCUGAAUGGAAUGGUUGAAGAAGGAAAAUGCUCGUCUCUGCUUGAACUAAGGGUCGACAACACAGCUCUACUCAAAGUAUCACCAAUAUUACAUUCAUUACCAUCCAUCCAUUUUCUUUAUAUCUUUUCCUCUUAUCAAGCUGUAAUGUUUGAUGGAGAAGACCAAGGUCUGUUGCAAAGUCUCACAGCUAUCAAGUGUUUAGAAUUUGGCCUUUGCAAGAAUCUCAAAUCCCUGCCGACCGAGUUGCAUUCUCUUCCAUCACUUAAGAGUUUGGCCCUAUUCGAAUGCCCUGAGAUACAAUCCUUACCAGAGAAGAGACUGCCUCCAUUCCUAACUGAUUUGCGAUUCCAAGGAUGCCAUUCACUGUUGACAAAGAAAUUGGAAGAACACUUGCAGGAGAUCAAGAACUCAGGUAGAUUUGAUUCAGUUUUUGCAUAGACAAACAAGAGAUGCAUAACACAAAGCUUUACCACUCAUUCUUCCAUGUUUUUUUUCCCUUUUUAUUCGUGUUCUCUUAUAUAUCAAUCUUCUUGGUGAUUUGGAAUUCACAUUCUUGUUAACAUGUAGACAACUAUCUCGAGUAAAUGUGCCUUUGCUUGAGAAAGUGUAUAUAUGAUGGACAGGUUAAAUAGUUUCGUGUUGUUUUAUGAUUAGAUUAGUAAAUGCGAACUGUUCCUUUAA